GACGUGGCGUCAGUUUCGCGCAUGCGCGGAAAAUCGUGUUUCCGGGACUUACUCUUGUCAGUGUUGUCACACGUGAAGGAAUAUGGCAUCGAACUGUAAUGUGAAGAUUGGAAUUAUUGGUGGUUCAGGUUUGGAUGACCCAGAUAUACUGGAGGGAAGAACAGAACAGUAUGUUGUCACACCAUUUGGCAAGCCAUCUGAUGCGCUGAUUUUGGGCAAAAUAAAAAACGUUGAUUGUGUACUUCUUGCAAGGCACGGGAGACAACACACCAUCAUGCCCACAAAUGUCAAUUACCAGGCUAAUAUUUGGGCAUUGAAGGAAGAGGGGUGUACACACUUGUUGGUCACCACAGCCUGUGGUUCUCUUAGAGAGGACAUCCAGCCUGGAGACAUUGUCUUGAUCGAUCAGUUCAUUGAUAGAACAACAAAACGCGCUGAGACAUUUUAUGAUGGGCAGCCCACCAGCCCCACAGGAGUAUGUCACAUCCCUAUGGCUGAACCCUUCUGCAGUAAAACUAGAAAGGUGCUACUAGAGAUCGCCCAAGGACUAGGUGUAAAGUGUCACCCUCGUGGGACUAUGGUGACCAUAGAAGGGCCACGUUUCUCCUCUCGGGCAGAGAGCCUUAUGUUUAGACAAUGGGGUGCUGAUGUCAUUAACAUGACAACUGUACCGGAAGUGGUUCUUGCCAAGGAGGCUGGCCUGUGCUAUGCUAGUAUUGCAAUGGCAACUGAUUAUGACUGCUGGAAAGAGCACGAAGAAGCGGUGUGUGUGGACAAUGUUCUGAAAACCAUGAAAGAGAAUGCAAAUAAAGCUAGCAGCAUUCUGCUCACUGCUAUACCUCAGAUCUACCAGAUGGACUGGGAAAGCACAAUAAAUGCACACAAAUUGAUGUCACAGUCUUCAGUAAUGUUGCCCAAACAUUAAGGCACAUUGCCAUCAAGGAGACACCAAGUUGUGAUGUUCAUGUUGGUAUGACACUCAUUCCACUUAUAGCUUCAAUUUAUUGAAGGCUGUGUGAUUUGUUUGUCAACCACAAUGACAUCAAAUAUGUGCACAGAUUAGAGUUGGUAAAAACAGUCAUUUGCAUGUAUGAAAGCAUUUUAGAGAGCAUGGUCAGAACUUUUGAUAUCACAUUUUUACAUUACGUUACAUUAUUUUAUGCAUAAGAAAUACCUUGUAUUUUUGGUUAGACGCAAAGCUAAAUGCAAUUCUCUUAUUACAAUAAAUUACGGUUGUUUUUCCUGAA
This is a messenger RNA of Triplophysa rosa, 1247 nucleotides long. RefSeq names its product methylthioadenosine phosphorylase (gene mtap). The record is from RefSeq and is a predicted model, not a curated record. The coding region runs from base 83 to 925 and encodes 280 amino acids. The transcript is spliced from 8 exons. Gene Ontology annotation, molecular function: S-methyl-5-thioadenosine phosphorylase activity. Gene Ontology annotation, cellular component: cytosol. Gene Ontology annotation, biological process: nucleoside metabolic process. Lineage: Eukaryota; Metazoa; Chordata; Actinopteri; Cypriniformes; Nemacheilidae.